UGUAGGUUUUUCUGGAUAGUGUUUCCAGUGAUUACCUGUUCCAGAAAGUGAGCUUGAUCGUAAUCAGAGGAUUUUUUUGGCUUCUAAGUUUGAUAUUUUCGGAGCCAUGGAUCGGACUGCUCUCACAGUUGGGCCAGGCAUGGACAUGCCUAUAAUGCACGAUAGUGAUCGUUAUGAGCUCGUAAAGGACAUAGGCUCUGGUAAUUUUGGGGUUGCCAGGUUGAUGAGAGACAAGCAAACCAAGGAGCUAGUUGCUGUUAAAUAUAUAGAGAGAGGCGAGAAGAUAGAUGAGAACGUUCAGAGGGAGAUUAUCAAUCACAGGUCACUGAGGCACCCCAACAUUGUUAGGUUUAAAGAGGUGAUAUUAACUCCUACACACUUGGCCAUUGUGAUGGAAUAUGCAUCUGGGGGGGAGCUGUUUGAACGCAUAUGUAAUGCAGGACGCUUCAGUGAGGAUGAGGCACGUUUCUUCUUCCAGCAGCUUAUAUCAGGCGUCAGCUAUUGCCAUUCAAUGCAAGUUUGUCACCGUGAUCUAAAAUUGGAGAACACACUCUUGGAUGGAAGUCCUGCCCCUCGUCUAAAAAUAUGCGACUUCGGAUAUUCAAAGUCAUCAGUAUUGCAUUCACAACCAAAAUCAACAGUUGGAACUCCUGCAUACAUUGCUCCAGAAGUUCUGCUCAAGAAGGAAUAUGAUGGCAAGAUUGCAGAUGUGUGGUCUUGUGGUGUAACCUUGUAUGUCAUGCUGGUGGGUGCGUACCCGUUUGAGGAUCCAGAGGAGCCCAAGAAUUUCAGGAAAACCAUACAGCGAAUCUUGAAUGUACAGUACUCUAUCCCUGAUUAUGUGCACAUAUCCCAAGAGUGUCAACAGCUCAUCUCAAGGAUUUUUGUCGCCAACCCAGCAAUGAGGAUAACGAUACCUGAGAUUCAAAACCACGAGUGGUUCUUAAAGAACCUUCCUGGCGACCUCAUGAAUGAUCAUACCAUGAAUAAUCAGUUUGAGGAACCAGACCAACCCAUGCAAAGUGCAGAUGAAAUUAUGCAGAUCAUAGCAGAAGCCACCAUACCCGCAGCUGGUACCCGUGGCCUUGGCCAUUAUCUCACAGGAAGCCUGGACAUGGAUGAUGAUGAUGACAUGGAAGACCUAGAAACGGAUCCCGAUCUUGACGUUGAUAGUAGUGGUGAGAUCGUCUAUGCAAUGUAAGCUUAAAUUAAAGAGUUUCUCCACUCUCUUCUUUCUAAGCUAGGGUUUCAUGUCUUUGGAAGCCACGGAUCAUACAUGGAGUUAGGUGACAUUAGCUUUUGGGACAUGGUUUAGGUGAGUGCAACCAUUGCUCUUGCUGUGAUGUAAUAUUAGCCUAGUUUGGAGGUGGGGUUGAGUGAGGAGCGGGUAGUCUUGGUGCUGCUGGUUAACUGCUUUGAGAGAGAGAGAGAGAGAGAGAGAGAGAGAG
Messenger RNA from Amborella trichopoda, 1448 nucleotides. Lineage: Eukaryota; Viridiplantae; Streptophyta; Magnoliopsida; Amborellales; Amborellaceae. The record is from RefSeq and is a predicted model, not a curated record.